ACCAGUCCUAGCAGCGUAGCAUAGUUUGUGGUAGCAUAGGUACUCGAAGGAACAAUUGAAGCUGCCUAUUACGCCACUAAAAGAAAUUAAAAUUAGCAACCUAUUCACUAAAAACUGGAAAAUGUUAUAGGAAUUAAAAAGCUAUGACCUCCUUGUGAGUGUAGUGUUCUGUGGCUAUGACUACUCAGUACAAGAAAUUCACUAGACUAAUAGCAAAGUGGCCUCUCGACACCAAUAAAGGCGACAGAGACCUUGGUAAAUUUAUCAGACACAAAGUCAAAGAAGCGUUCGACCCAUCUGCUAAGCAAAAUCUAGACACCGAGCUUUGUAAUCGACAAUAUAAUUCCCUAAACAGACUCGCCGAUAACCACUAUAAAAACAAAUACAAGAGAACCAUUACCAGCACAGCGACUGGGCUAAGUGUUGAAGAGUGCAAUCUCAUCCUAUCUAAUGAGGUUUUAACUUAUUUGAAAGAAGAAAAUAAGGCCUUGUUCACCCGACAAAUGUCUAAGCAACAUAUAGAAUAUAAAGAUCACAGCCCAGUAAUGCUCAAUGAGGCUAUACAAUAUUUGAAUCCCCAAGACAAUGAAUUGUACAUUGAUAUGACAUUUGGAGGCGGGGGACAUGCGAGGAAAAUACUUGAAACUGCAAACUGCCGACUCAUAACCUUAGACAGAGACCCAACAGUGUAUGACAAGGCACAGAAAUUAGCUAAAGAGUAUCCAGGCAGAGUUACACCAUUAUUGGGUAAAUUUAGUGAACUGCCACAGCUUUUGAAAAGUAAAAACAUCAGUCAAACUUCAAUUGAUGGAAUUUUGUUUGAUUUUGGCUGCUCCUCCAUGCAAAUGGACAAUGGAGCAAGAGGCUUUUCAAUUAGCAAAAAUGGUUACUUAGAUAUGCGCAUGGAUGCAGGAAGGGAUCCAAAUCAAAUAACAGCCAGAGAAGUUUUAGCUACGGCUAAUGAACAAGAACUGUACAAAAUAUUUAAGAUCUAUGGAGAAGAGAAAAAAGCAGCAAAAAUUGCUCAAACUAUCAUACAAGCCCGAUACAUGAUAAAGAAUAUAGAGACUACACAAGAAUUGGUGGAUGUGGUGAACUCGUGUUGCCCUGAUGAGAUCCGAUUAGAUAAGCUACAAAGGCCACAGUCAAAUGCUACAAAAGUAUUCCAAGCUCUAAGAAUUUUUGUAAAUAAUGAACUCAAUGAAAUCAACUAUGGCAUGGUCUUAGCUAAGUAUUAUUUAAAAAUUAAUAGCCGAUUGGUCACAAUUUGCUUCCACUCUCUUGAAGAUAGAAUAGUAAAGCGUCAUAUAGCAGGCAACAUUUUAAAUGAGGUUGCAAAUCCUGUACCAUUAAAAUAUCUUAGUCCCACAUUAGUGCAGGAUCAGGAUACAAUAGAUAAUUUUCUGGAUACGCCAUGGAACCCUCUCAAUAAACAUGUUCAAAUUCCUUCAGAGGAAGAAGUGGACCGGAAUCCAAGGAGCCGGAGUGCCAGAUUACGAGCAGCCAUAAAGAUCAAAUAAUUGUGUACAUGUAGUAGCUUAGUCUAAUAAACAGAUAUUAGUGUAAUGUUAUUUGGUUUGAUUUUCAUCACGUUUCCUUCCUUUGUUCUUCAGCUCCUUUGUGCCUUGAAAGCAGUAGUCCCACUAUUGAAAAUAAAGAUUAGUUUUAGAAAAAAAACAAUUAAUGCACAAUUAUGACUUUUAUUGAUCCUCUUAUUUUUGAAUAUGGUAUUUCUAAGACUAAUUUACACUAUGUAUAACUAGGACUUUGACCCUACAGUUAUGGUUUCAUCCCACUACAAGAGGAUGCUCUUUAUACAAGAC
Messenger RNA from Hyposmocoma kahamanoa, 1823 nucleotides. RefSeq names its product probable methyltransferase-like protein 15 homolog. The record is from RefSeq and is a predicted model, not a curated record. Gene Ontology annotation, molecular function: rRNA (cytosine-N4-)-methyltransferase activity. The transcript has 3 exons. NCBI's taxonomy places the organism in Eukaryota, Metazoa, Arthropoda, Insecta, Lepidoptera, Cosmopterigidae. Bases 177 to 1520 code for a protein of 447 amino acids. Gene Ontology annotation, biological process: rRNA base methylation; mitochondrial respiratory chain complex III assembly.